AUGAUUGGACGCGCCUUUGCGGACAAAUUCAAUUCGGAGCGGAUAGGGGCGAGGUUCGAUGGCGACGACGACGAAGGUGGCGAAGAAGGCAAGCAGAAGCGAGCUGACAUCGACGACGGCGUUGGGCCAAGAGGGGCGACGGGCGAAGGAGGAGAAGAAGACGGAAAAAAGAGGCAUCUUGGCCGGAAUGAAGACGAAUCGGUUGUAUGUGGUGUGUGGGGGUAUAUAAGUGAGCCCUAA
This is a messenger RNA of Haemonchus placei, 240 nucleotides long. NCBI's taxonomy places the organism in Eukaryota, Metazoa, Nematoda, Chromadorea, Rhabditida, Trichostrongylidae. The record is from the annotation of a GenBank genome assembly.